Molecule: messenger RNA, 1745 nt
Organism: Limulus polyphemus (Atlantic horseshoe crab)
Lineage: Eukaryota; Metazoa; Arthropoda; Merostomata; Xiphosura; Limulidae
Exons: 5
Source: RefSeq, a predicted model, not a curated record
AGUACAGGAGGAAGUACUGGAGAAGAAGAUGAGGAUGAGCUCUCAGUGUCUGCAGAGACAAAACAGAAUACCUAUUACAAUGAAAGCCCAUCAGAAAAAGCCAUUAUCAGGCAAAAUGUCAAGAACGAUGGUGCAGCAGUUUGUAGAGAAACUCAUCGUGAAACCUCUUCAAAGUUUGAACUUGAUAAAGAAAAUGGACUAUCACUGUCGGAGAAGGGCUAUCGGAAAAUAACAAGGUCGAAGUCAAUGCCAGGCACCGACUCUUUUGAGGAAUUGCUUCAACAUUAUCAAGAAGAAAAUCAAAUACUGGAAGAACUUGUAAAAACAAAAGAUGACAAGAUUUUUGAGUUGGAAGAACAACUUUUAAGUCUAAAUCAGGAUCUGGCAGCAGCUGAGAACAAGAACAGAAAGCUUCAAGAGGAAAACUGUGCUCUUCUUCAUGGAAUAGCAAAGCUCCAGAUGCAGUAAAUGACACACUAAAACCUCAUCUCAUUAAAAUAAAAUAGGUAUCACAUCUAUAGUAAAAUAAGUUAUUGAAAAAAGAAGAACCAUAAUGAAAAAAGUACAUCAUAAAAAAACAUUCAAGAUUUUACUUAAGUGUAAAUGCAGUUUAUAGGGAAGAUAGUAAUAGAACCACCAAGUGUGCUACUCAGUACUAUACUAAUACAAUCCUGGUUAAGUCCUAUUUAAAAGAAUACUUUUAGUGGGAAGAAUAUAUUUUUUGUUAAUGUUUUUCAAAAUCUGUAUUAUAAAAAAUUGUAGUGUUUUACAUUUUUAUGACAGAAAAAUACUGGAAAUAGUACUUUCAAAAUCCCCUGUAAAAGUUUUUGUUACAUAAAUGAAGUUUACUUCAGAAAACUGAUCACGCAUUAUUCUCUUAUAAUACAACAAUGUAGAUUGAUAGUUUUUAUAAUUAUUGACAAAUGUAAGUGCGGUCGAGUAAAUUUUUGUAUUUUUUCUAAUGUAGCGUCUUAAACAGCCAUGAAAAACAUCAACGUAUAUAUAAUUUUACUCUUGUUGAUUAUAAACUAUUCUCAAAGCAGAAGCACCCUUUAAGAUCAUAAGAUUCUUGCUAGUGAAAUUUCAGUUUGUUCAAUUCAUUCUAUAAAGAGAAUUGUUGAUUAUAGAUUUAAGGUACAUGUUGUAAAACACUGGCCUGGGUUGAUGUUUUUGUCUCAUUAUAACAUAUAUACUUAAUAAAUGACUAUUGUGAAUAUAAAAAUGGAAAUUUUAUAUUAAAAAAAUUCUUAUUGUUUGUACUUAACUACAAAUAUUUUAUUUCUCUAGUGUUACUUAUUUACAUGUGUUAUGAAAUCUGAAUGAAUUUAUGAUAAAAUUUAAAUCAAACUUGUAUUAUGUGCAAAAUGUUUAAUUGUUAGGAGUUUAGAUUUCCAAUAAAUUAUCACAUAACUUUCAAUGUACUAAAUAUUAUUUGAAAAUGAACAUUCAACAUGUUUUUCAGUGUCUACAUCACAUUUGUGCCAAGGUUUUAUUUGAUGUGAAUAAAGAAUGUGUGGAGAACAGUAAAUGUAGUAAAAUAAUUUACAAUCUGAUGAUCUGACUUGUGAAUGUGCUGUGUAUACUUUUUGAUAUUUGUAAAAAGGUUAUUUUAUUUCAACAAAUAAAAUAAAAGUGCAUAAACAACAAUCUAGGCUGUUUAAAAAUAAAUUUCUAGUCUUGGUUGAUAUUUGUAUUCAAUACCUUCUUACUCUUUCAUGUCCAAAAAUAAAAAAGUGAUUAUGGCA